Labeo rohita (rohu) is the source of this 9126-nucleotide messenger RNA. RefSeq names its product myomegalin. The record is from RefSeq and is a predicted model, not a curated record. The transcript is spliced from 40 exons. Gene Ontology annotation, molecular function: zinc ion binding. Gene Ontology annotation, cellular component: nucleus; microtubule organizing center. Lineage: Eukaryota; Metazoa; Chordata; Actinopteri; Cypriniformes; Cyprinidae. The coding region runs from base 842 to 7804 and encodes 2320 amino acids.
GAGGGGCGCGCGGACACACAGAGCCGCUUCGCCGAGCUUUAUUCUGACCAGGAGCACGAAAAAUAUCCCGGAAAUAUUGUACUUCACUGAUCAUCAUUCUUUUUGUCGGCUUGGUCUGUUCCAGUCGAUGUAUUAUUUACUGUCACGCGCAUUAUGGGGACUGACGCACCCCUCCUGUGAGAGAUGGUUCGCGCCCGCGCUGCAGGUUUCGCGGCAUCGCCUCCUUUCAUCUCAUCACGCGACCGCACCGGAUCACCGGAGAAUCUGAUGUCUUUUUCACCGUCUCGCGCUGCGAUGAGCCAGUAGCGGCGUCUCUCGGGGGUCUGACGUCAUUCGCUCGUCGCUGCUGUCUGUUCCGGUGAUGAAGGCUGACAGAGGACGCGUGUUCCGCAUGUCGCGCGGUGAAACAUGACACAGACCGAGAGCGCGAGCGCCAGACGCACGGAACAUCGAGAACGGCGGCGUUUGUCCUCGUGCUUUUGACACGCAUCAGAAUCUCCGCCGGAGCUCACGGGUCCUCGAUGCCUCUCUGCGCCAGCGCUCGUGGAUUAUUACUCAUUUCUGUGAUGCUUUCACGGACUGUCAUCUGAGAGACGCCCGCAGCACUUCACGAUUCCGAGCCGCAGCGUCUCAUCGAUGGUGAUCGAGCCGCGUUCACGUUUGUUCAUGAUUUCGCCGUGAUUAUAUAUAAACGUACGAUCGUGUUGUUUUUAAACGUAGUGGACUUAACGACAUGAAACAACAGGACUGUUAAUGGUUGGAAUACAAAUCCUUUUUUCUAUUUGCUUUUGAACCACAGAUCAGCUGCGCGUGUCCAGUGCUUUCAGGAUCCGGCGAGUAAAUGAAGGAGGUGUGUCGCAUCUGCGCGCGCGAGCUGUGCGGGAACCAGCGGCGAUGGAUCUUUCAUCCGGCCGCCAAACUCAACCUGCAGGUGCUCCUGUCUCACGCGCUGCGCCGCGACCUGCAGCGGGACGGACGCUGCGAAUUCGCCUGCAGCAAGUGCACGUUCAUGCUGGACCGCAUGUACCGCUUCGACACGGUGAUCGCCCGCGUGGAGGCGCUGUCCAUCGAGCGGCUGCACAGACUCCUGCAGGAGAAAGAGCGUCUGCGCCAGUGCAUCAGUGCCCUUUAUAAUAAAAACAAUGGGCCGGAGACAUCGGGCCCGACGGACACGUGCGUGGUCGACGUGUCCGGCCUCCACGACGCCAAGUACUGCGCCCUGCUGCAGGAGGACCUGACGUACUCCAUGUACGAGUCGUGGGCGGAAGACGAGGAGCAGGUGCUGGAGUGCACCCACAAUCCCCCGUGCCACCCGUCAGAGGGUUCCUCGUGCUGUCAUCGCUCGCGGAGGUGCGGGGUCUGCAGGGCGUUGCGCGUGCCCGACUCUGACUACGAGGCCGUGUGUAAGGUGCCCAGGAAGGUGGCGAGGAGCGUUUCCUGCGGCCCGUCGACGCGUUACUCGGAAGCCGGAAGCGCGUGCGGAGAGGAACGGACUUCCAACACGCUGGUGCCGGACACGCAGCGGACGCCGUCGAGUUUGUCGGGCGGUGAGCGCACGCUCCGAGACCGCGAGAGCUCCGGCGGCUCGCUGGAGUCGCUGGAUAAGAGUCGGCGUGACGAUCGACGCUGCGACGCCGACUGUGAGGAGCAUCUCUGUGCACCUGAUGUUUCUCCAGCGAGACUCGCGCUGGCUUUUUCGCUGCUUCAGGACUGUGUGUAUAGGCCCGUCCAGAGUCCGCAGGGCAGCAAACUUCCUGUUUUGAUGAAUCCUAGGUUUUUUAAUGGAGGAGCUAAACCGGACAGUCCAGAGCAGGAGAACCUGUUCGACGGAGCGAUCCGCAUUCUGGUGGAGCCGGAGCCGCCUAGAAUCCAGCUGGAUCCGGCCCUGGAACUGGCCCGCCUGGAAGAGCUGUGGCAGCAGGUGCAUGACGAGUACCUGCCCUUCCGGCUCAGGAGGGUCCCAAAGAGUCUGAUAGAAGAGCAGCAGUCGCAGCUGCAUCAGUACGAACACGCCGCCGGACAGUGCGUCAAUGAACUGCAGCAAGCGCAGCUACAGGUCGAGUCUUUGCAGAACAAGAUCCAUGAGAGCGAGACCAGCAACAAGAAGCUGCAGGAGAAACUUUGUGAGAUGGAGUCGGAGCUCGAGUCCAUCAGACAAGCUGCUCAGAACCAAGAGAGAACCAUCCAGAACCUCACCGACAGCCUGAGAACUAAAGACACAGAGACUCAAGAGCUGUAUCAUGUGAUUGAGGGCCAGAACAACACGCUGCGUAAAAUCACAGAGACCCACCAGCAGCAGCUGCAACACACACAGGCUCCAGAGGGCGCCGUGGACUCUGGUUCGGUUCUGGGCUUCCAGAGUUCUCUGUUCUCGUGUCAGCUGGAGUUGGAGGCGAGUCAGCGCGCUCACAGAUCGACUCAGAGAUGUCUGGAGGAUCUGACGCGCUCACGAGACCGCCUGCAGAACGACCUACAGGAGGCGCUGCAGCACAGAGACGUCACUCACAAACACAACGAGGAGCUGCGUGAGACGAUUGAGCAGCUGCGGUCUGAGCUGCAGGUCAAAGUGUGCGAUCUGAGAGAUCGUGAAUCCGCGACGCGCUCGGAAAUCACAGACCGAGACAAAACCAUCGCGCAGCUACAGCAGAGCUUGUGCCGCAAAGACGCGCUGCUGCAGGAGUAUUCAGAGCUGCUGAGUGACUCGUCCGACUCCAGCGGCCGCGUGGAGAGAGACGCGCUGCUGCACACGCUGAGGAGUCGCAUUAGAGACAGAGACGCUGCGCUGGAGCGUUCAAUCGAUGAGAAGUUCCGCUGUCUGGAGGAGAAGGACGGUGAAGUGCGUCGACUGCAGCUGGUGCUCCGUGAAAAAGACAGAGACCUGGAGAGACUCCGCUGCGUCCUCAACAACAACAACGACACCAUCACGGGUUUGGAUGCUCUGGUGCGCAGUAAGGAUCUGGAUUUGGAGAGGACACAGGAAAUGUGCCGGAAACUCGAGUGGAUGAAACAGCAGAGCGAUGAGAAACACACACUCGCUGUACGGGAGAGAGACGGCAUCAUUCAGCAGCUGCAGACGGCGCUACGCUCACACAGCAGAGAGAGUGAGGAGCUCAGGUCAGUGAUGCUGGGCAAAGUUUCUGCCGCUGACGUGCUCCAAGAGCUCCAGUCUCAUCUGUCGAUGAAGGAGCGUCUGUUUCAGGAAGCGAUGUCAGACCGCAGCCGGCAGGCGCAGGAACACCACAGACAGCUGACGGAGCUGCUUGACACCAUCGGCACCAGAGAUCAGGACAUGAAGGAUUACGGCGAGAGGUUGGGACGGGUGAUUUCUGAGCGAUCGGGUCAGUUGCAGGAGUUGCGCCGGCAGCUGUCAACGCGAGAACAGGAGCUGAAUGACGUGAACAGGGAGCGAGAGAGAGACGUUUCUGCGUCCAGAGAGCUGCAGAGACUUCAGGACGUUCUCAAGGAGAAAGAUGCUUUCAUACAGGAGUUACUGCAGGGUCCGAGCGAGAUGUUGAGCUCCACACCAGCAGCAACACAGGGUGAUACGGAUAUACAAGCCAUCAGAGAUGAGCUACAGCUAACCCUCAGGAAACACAGAGAGACUGAGCGGGAGCUGUCAGAGUUGCGCUCUGUUCUGGCCGCAGGGCGUCACGACACAUCGAGCUCCGAUCAGCAGUGUGUCCUGCAGCAGCUCGUGUCAGAACAGCAGGCGCUGAAUGUAGCUCUGAGAGCUGAAAAGGAGGUUUAUCAGAAGCUCAGACGCAUCCAGAGUCGGGACGACAGUGCUGAGAAGACAAAAGCGUUACACGGCGAACUGGACUCGCUUCGAGCGCUCCGUGAACAGCUGGAAGAGACCCUGACGAGGACCCGCGAGACGGCGCUGGCGGUGGACCGGGCCACGCUGGUCCAGGCCGACUAUGGAGAAUCCAGCAGCGAUGAAGAUGAAGACGAUCGUGACAGCAGCAGCAGUGAAGAGUUCACCGACAGCAUAGAGGACGAUGACGUCAAACUGACAGCUCAGAGUCUGACGAGCGCGCAGAGAUCUGAGGAGUUCGGCAGAGCGGGGAACUGGGCGGUGAUGUCCCACAAUGCAUCAGAGGGCAGAAGAUGUGCCGAGACAGAGCAGAGAAAUCGAGACGAAAGCGAGACGGGUGAGGUGACGGGCUGCUCCUCGCUUGCUCGCUCCAGGAGUCCGAAUGACAAGGAGCCUGGGUUAGGAGCGGACGAUGAGGAAUCUGUCAGGUGUCGAGGGUUGGAGAAGCGUGAAACAGGCCGGCCAAACUCCCACGAGCCGCAGAGCGUUUACCGUACGUUCCGAGAGGAGGAGGAGGAGGAGGAGGAAGAAGAAUAUGAGGAUGAAGAUGGAGAAGAAGGGGAAGAUGUCAGGGCUCUUCACGGCAAGCGCGGGCCCCCGAGUGUGAAGCUGCGGGAGGGGAGGUGGAAGAGGAGGUGCACCAGACCACAUUCUCUGGACCUCGGUGCUCUGCUGUCUCACAAAACUGCAGCCCAUCACAAAGUUCAGGAUGUAGAAAUGGAGCGGGAGGUUGAGGGCGACAGCGGCGGUUCGAGUGCAGGAGGCGGCGGAGUCGUCGGGUUCUGGCAGCACGUGGAGGCGGGGCUUAGGGAGCAGGCGGAGCGUCUCCGAAGCGACCUUGCCGUGAGUCGUCAGGAGAGCCGCGAGCUGCAGGAGAGACUGAUGGUGUCUGAGGCGACAGUGCAAGCGCAGGCCGAACAGCUGAAGGACUACAGAGAGCUUCUGACCGAGAGCGCCGUCCAGCGGGACAGUAAACAGGUGCAGGUGGACCUUCAGGAUCUGGGUUAUGAGACGAGCGGCCGCAGUGAGAAUGAAGCGGAGAGAGACGACGCCAGCAGCCCCGAGUUCGAUGAGCUGGAGACGUGCGUCUCUCUCUCGGUUUCGGGGGGCAGACGCGGCGGUUGGCACGGCGACGGCGACGGCACGCAGAUGGACGACCCGUCCUCGAUGAAGCGUUUGGUGCAGGACCUGCGCGCGCAGCUCUCUCGCUGCCACAAAGUCAUCCGUGGCCUGCAGCUGCGAGUCCGUUCCCUCUCUGCGACCUCCGACUACGCCUCCAGCCUGGAGCGCACGCCACGCAAGGUGAACUGGGCGUUUCAGGUGACCGCGGCUCACAGCGGUCUGGAUGAGGACGAGGGCUGGCAGUCGGACGGGCCGCUGAGACCUAGCCGCGAGCUGCAGGAGCUGGUGACCCGCGUGGCGCUGCUGGAGACCCAGAUCAGGAGCUCCACGCUGGAGGGGAAGAGCGGCCCGGAGGACGGGAAAUGUGCCACCUGGCCCGGGAAGUACAACACACUGAUCCAGGCACAGGCACGUGAGUUGUCACACCUGCGGCAGAAGAUGCGAGAAGGACGGGGGAUCUGCCACAUCCUCACGCAGCACUUGAGCGACACGACCAAAGCCUUCGAGGAGCUGCUGCGCGCCAAUGACAUCGAUUACUACAUGGGCCAAAGCUUCCGAGAGCAGCUUUCCCAGAGUUCUUCACUCGCUCAGAGAGUUAGCACCAAGAUCAGUGGACGUGAUCGAUCAGAGCAGCAAGAUGAUAAAACGGGUCACGAGCUGCUUGCGCUGAGGUUGAGUAAAGAGCUUCAGCACAAAGAUCAAAUCAUCGAGUCUCUCCACACGCAGUUACAGCAGCGUCCAGACACGCCCUGCAGCAGCCACGCCCCCUCCGAGACAACAGACCAAUCAGAUUGCACCUCGUUUGUGUCCGACGAGAGAGGCUCCACCAAUGAGGAUGUGGAUCUGUGCUCAGAUAUGGACGCCGCCAGUGAGUUUGCACAGGAGGAGCCCGGAUCCAAAGACAGAGGUGUGUUCACAGGACUCUUGUCCAGCUCACAGCCUCUGAUCGAAACCCAGAUCUGGUCUGCUCACUCUGACCCCAUGACCUUUGCCCCCCUGACCUGCCCUGACCCUGAGCACAGGAUCCUGACUGUCCCAGCGCAGCGGAGGCCUCCCGUGAGAACUUUCAGCGCACCUCACUCGCUCUCCAGCUAUCAGCUGACCGCACACACGCCCCAUUCCCUCGAUUACACGCCUGCAUCCCGUCAUGCACUGGGAAACGGUGGAGGACCAUCUGUGCAGACAGAUGCAUUGUGGGAGAAUAUGAUUCAGCCAACUAGAGGUUUUGAUGGAUCAUCUUAUUAUCAGUCUGGCAACAGCCAAUCAGGUGUAGACGUGAUCGAGGAGCAUCUGAGAGAAAUCCGAUCUCUGCGCCAGCGACUGGAAGAUUCCAUCAGAACCAACGAGAGAUUGAGACAGCAGUUAGAGGGACGUCUGGCCACAGCGGCGAGAGACACAGUGGCUCCAACCAACAUCUUCAUCCAGAGUCAUGAUGCGGUCAGUCAACUGACUAAUGAAGUCAGAGCGUUAAAGGAGGAAAAUCUGGCACUACAGUCAAGGUUACAAGCCAGCAGAGACAGCAGUGAAGAGGCGGAGCAGCUCCGGGAGGCGGUGCUUUCUGGGCGUGUCCGUCUGCAGCAGGCGGAGUUAGAGGCGGAGCAAUGGAAGGAGGAGUUGAGGAGGCUGCAGACACACAACUGCGAACAAAGUCAACAAAUCCAACAACUGCGACAGGACAGACAAAACAGUCAGGAGCACAACAACAGACUGCAGCACGAGGUGACUUUACUCCAGCAGCAGUUAGCAGAGAGCAGACAGCUGCUACACUCCCUACAGAGUGAACUACGGCUGUACGACCGCGUGUGUGGUGUCAGAAAGAGCGCCGCUGCAGGGUUUGUGUGUGACGUGCGCUGCCCGACAGUGGAGCUCGGGGAGCUGCUGAUCGAAGUUCGGGCUCUAAGGGCCCAGCUGGAGCGCAGUGUACAGGAGAACAGUGCUCUACGAGCGCAACUGCAGAAACAGCUGGAUCAUUCCAUCGAUCAGCGCCCGUCGCCCAUCAUUCCGGCCAGUCCGCUGCGGGACGUCCUUUACCGCCGACAGCUUCUCCACGACCCGUCUCCUUCUCCUCCUGUCAGAGACGUGGGUCCGUUUCCCGCCGGGCCUCUGUACUCGCCGUACUCGGAGAUGGAGGAGAGCGCUGUGAACACUAACGACUCACUGGAGCCUCAUGCAGAUCUGGAAGGAGAAGCUCCGGACGGCUCUUUCGCCAACCGUAACGGGCGGCACGCCAUCGGUCACGUGGACGACUACAGCGCGCUGCAGCAGCAGGUGUUGGAGGGCCGGGUGCUGGUGCAGCGGAUGGAGGCGGCGCUGCAGUCGAGUCUCAGCUCUGCCCUGAUGGAGAUCAGCGGAGGGAAGGCUCUGGACUACAACACAGUGAACACGCUGCUCUCCGACACCAAAACCCUGUGUCAGAUUCUGGACGAGGCCGUCUCUCUGCUCAAGAUGUUCUGGCGGGCGGCACUGCCGAGCAGCGACGGUCCCGCUCAUCUCAUUCAGAGGGAGCAGUCCAUGCGUGAGGAGAUCCAGCAGCUGCGUUUGCGGAUCGCCGAACAGGAGGAAGUUCUGCAGGGAACCAUCCAGCGUUUGCGCUGCAGCAACCGAACCAAAGAAAGCAUGGAGACCUUCAUCGUCAAUCAGCUUUCCCGGACGCGGGAUGUGCUGAAAAAAGCACGAGCGAAUCUAGAGAAGAAUGAGCUCAGGAUUUCCUCUCUAAGCUCCUCCUCUUCCUCUCUUUGCCAUGGUAAAGUCUUCACAGGCGCAUCCGCAGGUUCUCCUGCUUGGGGUCGCGUGACCCCUGCGGUUUCUGCGAUCGCCGUGGAAACAGCCAAUCUGCAGCAACCUGCCAAGAAGCGUGUCAGGGAGUGACUUCAGCUUUCUGCCUCCCUUUUAACCAGCCGACACAACCGGUCAACACCUCUAAGUCACCCGCCUUACCCUCUUCUGUCACAACCACUUCUGUGUGAUUUUACCUCUUUCCUUUAACAGUGGGCCAUUAAAAUCCAGAUGCCUAUUGAUUCACGGUUUGAGAAGACAGUAUUUAUCUUUUGCCACGAGACAGAGAGGAAACCCAUUCUUUACUUUCUGAGAUAUUAACAGACUGCCACAGAAUUCCCUUGAGCAUCUCAGGGUUUUUUGGCAAAAAAAAACAGGUAAUGAUCACAGAGCCUGCCAGCAUGCGAGCCGUUCUGAGCGCUGACCGCUGCCAACGAAGCGCCGUGAGACGAAACGGCAAAUAAAGCAUGUGAAAUACGUUCAUGUGCUUUCAUUGAAUGUCACGCUCGACAUUGUGCCACUGUUAGGGUUAGUAUGAUUAUUGAUAUUGUCAUCAUUGUCCAGUGCUACUGAUUGAAAUGGAAUGUUGUGUUUAGUAUUUGCAUGAUGGAGGUCCAUAAAAUGAAAGUACACUUGUUUUUUGUGAGGUGAGGUUCACCAAACAUGCCAAAGUUUGCACGGUUAAUUUCCCUCAUUUCUGCUGUUGAUAUUGACCUCUGUAUGUAAACUGAUCUCAAGUAACCCAUGUUUACUAGCACUAUUGUAACAGCCUUGUGAGAAUUGUGUAGGAGUGCUUUGGGUGUCUUGGCAGCCGCUUACGCCAGAGCUAUACAAACUUUGUUCGCAAGCAAAUAAGUUGAGGACACAAUUUAGAAAGUUUCUGAUUUUCUGUAUUUGCAAAAAUUGAAGCUGACACUGAUUUGAGCAGUUUUUCCUGCAGUGACGGUGUUGAAGAUUUCUGAACUAGAGAUUGCAAACUUUGGCAGGGGAUUGGUGGGACCAGAGCUGCUGAUGUCACGAUCACGUAGCCAAUCACAAUCAGAGAUGUUUCUUAGAUUUGUGCUGUAUAUUUUCUUUCCGAACUGUACAUAUAGGCCUUCCUGUUGUUUUAAUUUAGCGGUGUGGGUCAAUCUAGUCGAUAUUCGCUAUAGAAUAUGCAAAUUUUUAAAACGUGGGUAGCUGUGCAAUAGCCAUUUGAUCAUGAUGUGAAACAUCAUAUAGAUGCAUUUACUGUGUACAUUACACCGUAGAAGUUGCCUAAAUUAUUGCAGAGUUGCCUUGCCUCAAAUCUCUUGCAUAGGAUGAAAACAUAAGCUUGUAAGUGAAUGCUGCUUUGCCUUUUAACAGCCAUGUAAGUGAAUGCUCUUCAGAGAGAAAUGCAAUAUCAAUCUUUAAAUGGCCUUGUGAGCGCUCCA